AUGGACUCAAAGCGCCAGCAUCUACAGUACUUGUUAAAUCUAUCAGUCUCUACGUAUCCAAUUAGUCCGUCUUUGUCAAGCCAUUAUUUGCGAAAAUUAUAUGAGUUGAUCGAAGAAUGGGAUUUGCCAAUGGAACCAAAUACGCUGCUUAACGGAUGUAAAAAAUGCGGAAGUAUUUUUAUAUUUGGAAAAAAUGCCUCUGUGCGUACACGUUCGCAACAUCGAAAAGAAAGAUCAGACCUACCAAAAGGACAAAUUGCAAGGAUGGAAACAGGCUGGUUCAUCACGUGUAAUAGUUGUACCAGUACAUUUGAGUUUUCUGUUGGUGCCCCAGCAAGGCUUCAUAAAAGUAGAGCCGCCUUGCAUGCCAGUGAAGCUGCUGAUGCUAGAAGGACAGAGGAAGCCAGUACUCAACAGGCAAGUUUCGAUAGUGCCAAGACAUCGAAAAAUAUGAAAGGUAGACAACGACAGAAGUUUCGAUCUUCAGGAUUAAAUGGGGUCUUGGCUAAGAAAAAGGAGCGCGAGGCACAAAAUAAGUCUUCUUCCUCAUUGAGCCUCUCAGACUUCAUGUCUACUAUUUAA
Schizosaccharomyces cryophilus OY26 is the source of this 582-nucleotide messenger RNA. Its product is annotated as RNase MRP. Gene Ontology annotation, cellular component: nucleolar ribonuclease P complex. The record is from RefSeq and is a predicted model, not a curated record. Bases 1 to 582 code for a protein of 193 amino acids. The transcript has a single exon. Gene Ontology annotation, biological process: tRNA processing. Lineage: Eukaryota; Fungi; Ascomycota; Schizosaccharomycetes; Schizosaccharomycetales; Schizosaccharomycetaceae.